Lottia gigantea (owl limpet) is the source of this 462-nucleotide messenger RNA. RefSeq lists its product as hypothetical. Lineage: Eukaryota; Metazoa; Mollusca; Gastropoda; Lottiidae. The record is from RefSeq and is a predicted model, not a curated record. The transcript has a single exon. Bases 1 to 462 code for a protein of 153 amino acids.
AUGGUUUACGAGUGGAUGAAAGAUGUUAGUGUGGAUGUACCGAACAAAACACCAGAUAAACGACGCAAUACGCAACGCACUGAUAACAAAGUCAUUGCAGCCAAAGAAUUUCUGGGGAAACUACCAAACCUACCUUCUCAUUACUGUCGCGCAACAUCGAAUAAGAAAUAUCUUGAACCCAUUUUCACCACAUUCGCAGACUUAUAUCGAGUUUACAAACAGUAUUGUACAACUGAAGGAGUGGGCAUUGUUUGUAAGAAGGCCUUUAAGUCAUGUUUUGAUGAUUUGAAUCUGUCGCUUUCUCGUCCUAAGAAGGACCAGUGUGAUAUUUGCUGUGGAUUCGAAGCCGGAAAUAUCUCAGAGAUUGAUUAUAACAACCAUAUUAAUCUGAAAAAUGAGGCGAGGAUGAAAAUUCCAAUGACAAAGCACGAGCUGAAAAUGACAAUCGUAUUAAAGUCAUAA